Messenger RNA from Symsagittifera roscoffensis, 2119 nucleotides. RefSeq lists its product as uncharacterized. Lineage: Eukaryota; Metazoa; Xenacoelomorpha; Acoela; Convolutidae. The transcript is spliced from 6 exons. Bases 806 to 2050 code for a protein of 414 amino acids. Gene Ontology annotation, molecular function: sulfotransferase activity. The record is from RefSeq and is a predicted model, not a curated record.
UUAAACCUCGGUCUCAUCGACACGCGUAUACAUACCACCACGCCAGCUUUGAAUGAUGGUUUAUUAUAUUAUUGAUUCACUUUCAGCCAUUUCUGAACGAAAAUAACCGUCAAAAAUUUAAUUUAAACAUAUUCGUAAUAUUGUGUUAACUGUUUUUAGAACUUAAUUUAAACAUAUUGUCUAACUGCUUUUCCGGUGUUAUUAAAUACCUUCAAUCCAAAACAGAGCAACGCCACAGAAAAUGUUUUUAAACCUAAUAUCAAUCGAUUUUUGCGAGGAUUUUGUAUGCCAUUCAAAUUUACGCUCAAUUUGCUCCUUUAGAACCUCAACAACUUUUGAGAUGAAUUCAAAUUUCUUUGAACUUUGAUGCAGUCGUUUCCGCCAAUACAAUCUUUCCCAGCUGGCGCAAAAAUGUUAAUGAAAUGCAACUAUGGUCUGUGAACUUGAUAUUCGACGACAAUCUUAUAAUUAUUCUAAUAAUUCCUUUUUUGAGUUGUUUUUCACUUGAUUGCGUUGUUUUUCUAUUAUUUGAAAUAAUAACUCGUUCGGCCAUCUUGAGGUUAAAAAACAUCUCGAUGAAGCAAAGUAUUUAAAUAUAAUUAUUAGAAAAGAACGCUAUCCAAAGAUCACCGCUAUGAACUAGACAUUUCCAUAAAAUCAUAUUUGCAUACCAACUUUUUGAACUUAGCCAUCUCAUCGCUUGAAACAGUGGCGGAGGACAGAAACUCCCAAUUUUUUGCCGGUCUCAAGCUUACAUUUUAUUACGCAUUCAUUCUGCUUCAAUUGUUUCGUCUCACCCCACGCAAUGGCCUCUAUCAGCAGGUUGACUUACCAAAUGCUGUUGGUGUUGACAACCUUCUGUCUUUUUAAUCUCACAAUAAUUCUGAGGUAUUUUUCCAAAAGGGAAAACCAGGAGAAUCUGGAAAAUUAUUUCACUGGCACAGGUUCCUCCGGACUAUCUCAUGAAAGGUCUGUGGGCGAAAGUCUAACUUUCGGAAGAUUUUCUCCCGAAGACGACGUGGACAAUCUUGUGGAAAAAAGGGGCGAGCACGUCAGAGUGCCAGAUGGAGGAGUCCUGCGAGAUCCCCCUGCGGCUACAAUUGCCGUUGGCAAGGUGACCUUCGAGAACCCACAUGUUGUAUUGGCAGUGGACUGGAAGAAGGACGUGAACGUGUCUUCCCUGCCGUGGGCCAAGUCUAUUUUCCACCUGGACGAGAGAGAUCUGCCCAGUCAACUGCAGACCAAACAACCAGUUAAAGAGUGUCCAGAUAAAAAAUACGACCCAUCAGCAGUUGAGAUGUGUUGUGAGAUAGUGUACUUCAUUGGCAGCUACAAGUGUGGAUCAACCACACUGGCCAUCCAACUGAAGCACCAGAUAAACAACACGGAGAAGUAUGACCCAAACAGUGGCUUCAUAGAUGCAGGCAAGGAGCCAUGCUGGGCCAUGAGUGGCAGUGUGAAGAAAGUACCGCCUUCCGUCAAUGGAUGUAAGAGUUGUGGGGCGGGUGAGCCUGGGACUCCGCAGCCAGUGAAGAGGAACCUUCUGGACGCCUGUCCCUACUAUACUGGAACCAGUGCCAAGGCUAUCUUCUGCAGUAAUCCCAAUGCCAGACUAGUGAUGCUCCUCAGAGACCCCUACGACAGAGUGCUUUCGCAAUAUAACAGCGAUGUUCGCAGGCGAAAUCUGAAAACACCAGUUGACACUUUCAUCUCAAAUAUGUCAAAUCUCAGACAUUCCAACUACUACAGCAUACUCUACGAAUUUCUACGUUACUUCCAAGCAUCCCAAAUCCUUUUAGUGCAAACCGAAUCCCUGACAACGCAACCACAAGAAACAGUGGAUCAAGUGAGAGUUCAUUUUGGGAUGGAGACGAGAAAAGUCAACCCAUUUUGGGGCAAUAAAGGUCAGGGAGACAAAACUUACACUGAUCCGAGUAAGAAAAUAAAUGAAGAGGUGUUAAAGAAAAUAUCAGGAUGGAACGAGCAGUUCUUCAAGUUGAUUGGUGCUAAGUACAACUGGAAAAUGUUUGUUGAUGAUGCCAGCCAAUGAAUAUUUUUGGACAUUGCCUCCUCUUUCAUGCCUUUUUAUGUCUUUUCUAUUGUUUUGUUAUUAUUCAUA